AUGGAGUCCGGGUCGCCGGCGUCUACAGGAAGUCCCGCCCCGGUGCUGGGGCUGCGCCGGCUCUCAUUCGCCUACCAGGGCCUGCUGGAGAUCCCCUACGAGCCAAUCCUGGAGCAGAGGGACUCCCUGGAGGUGCUGGACCUCAGCUACAACCUGCUGGACGACCCGGCUCUGCUGGGGGAGCUGGCGUGUCUCAGCACGCUGAUCCUGGACUGCAACAACUACUCGGCGCACGUCAAGUUCCCCUACAUGCCCGCGCUGCGCACGCUCUGGGUCAACAAGAACAAGAUCCGCAACCUGCCCACCAUCGUGGAGGAGAUACGCUGCAAGUUCCCCAACAUCAAGAUUCUGAGCAUGAUGAACAAUGAGGCGGCUCCCAGCUACUUUAAUGGAGGAAGCCUGCCACAGUACCUGGACUACAGGCUGUACGUGAUCAGUCAGCUGUCCAGUCUGGAGGUUCUGGACGACACCGAGGUUCAGGAGGAGGAGCGAGCGCUCGCCCGGAGGACGUACCGCGUGCAGCGCCUACGCGAGAGCACCAAGAGGAAGAAGGAACUGCCCCACUGACCCCACCAGGGCACCAAGAGGACAGAACUGCCCCACUGACCCCACCAGGGCACCAAGAGGAAGAAGGAGCUGCCCCACUGACCCCACCAGGGCAACAAGAGGAAGAAGGAGCUGCCCCACUGACCCCACAAGGGCAACAAGAGGACAGAACUGCCCCACUGACCCCACAAGGGCAACAAGAGGAAGAAGGAACUGCCCCACUGACCCCACCAGGGCACCAAGAGGAAGAAGGAACUGCCCCACUGACCUCACCAGGGCAACAAGAGGACAGAACUGCCCCACUGCCCUCACCAGAGCAACAAGAGGAAGAAGGAACUGCCCCACUGACCCCACAAGGGCAACA
This is a messenger RNA of Sardina pilchardus (European sardine), 910 nucleotides long. RefSeq lists its product as uncharacterized. The coding region runs from base 1 to 567 and encodes 188 amino acids. Gene Ontology annotation, molecular function: protein binding. The record is from RefSeq and is a predicted model, not a curated record. NCBI's taxonomy places the organism in Eukaryota, Metazoa, Chordata, Actinopteri, Clupeiformes, Clupeidae. The transcript is spliced from 4 exons.